Vigna unguiculata (cowpea) is the source of this 3569-nucleotide messenger RNA. Its product is annotated as receptor-like protein EIX2. The record is from RefSeq and is a predicted model, not a curated record. Lineage: Eukaryota; Viridiplantae; Streptophyta; Magnoliopsida; Fabales; Fabaceae. Gene Ontology annotation, molecular function: protein binding.
CAAUGUUUUCAAUACAUACAUGAAAACUCAAAAUUCUUAUUCUUGAACAUUGUUCUUUCUCAGAGUCUGCAAUCUGGGGAAAAUUUUUCAUGAUGGGAAGUUACUUUUUCAAAAUCUUGUUCGUCAUGUUAGUGUGUUUACAAACCAAAGUAUCCAUUCUUGGAUCCAGCUUGAAUGUGAAAUGCAUCGAGAGGGAGAGACAAGCACUUCUCAACUUCAAACAAGGCCUCCAAGAUGACUUUGGCAUGAUGUCUACAUGGAGCAACGACAAAAAUAAUACAGAUUGUUGCAUAUGGAAUGGGGUUGAAUGCAACAAUGAAACAGGUCACAUUCAGAAACUUGAUCUUCGUGGUAAUGAUGAAGUGUAUUUGACAGGUGCAGUUAAUAUCACCUCAUUGAUUUAUUUGGAAAAUAUUUUGAUCCUUGAUCUCUCUUACAAUAAUCUCACAUCAUCAAUAUUUGAAGGAAAUUUUAGCUUGAGCUCCAAACUACAAGAACUUCGUUUGCAAAAUUGUGGUCUUACUGAUAAAAAUUUUCUGGUCCCAUCAUCUACUUCCAUUGAGAAUUCUUCAUCUUCUCUUGUCUUCAUUGAUCUCUCCCAAAAUCUAUUGAAAUCAUCAGCUAUAUUUCACUGGAUUUUAAACUUUCUCACCAAUCUUCGUUGCCUUUACCUUGAUGCAAACUUGUUAGAAGACCCCAUUCCAGAUGAAUUUGGGAAAAGAAUGAAAUCUCUUGAAAUUCUUUCCCUUAACAGUAACAAACUGCAAGGAGACAUUCCGGUUUCCUUUGGGGAUAUAUGCACAUUGCAGGAAUUAUACCUUUACAAUAACAGCUUGACUGGGGAAAUUUCGAACUUCAUUCAAAAUUCUUCAUGGUGCAAUAGACAUGUAUUUCAGAAUUUGGAUUUAUCUUAUAACAGGAUUAGUGGCAUGCUGCAUAAUCUUUCAAUUUUUUCAUCUUUGAGGAUGUUAGAUCUUUCCAAUAAUCAGUUAACAGGAGAAAUACCUAAAAGCAUUGGGUUGCUAUACGAGUUGGAUGAGCUUCACCUUGAGGAGAAUUACUUUGAGGGUUAUGUCAAUGAAUUGCAUAUCACAAAUUUGUCCAAAUUGAAGGAUUUAGACUUAUCAGGCAACUCAUUGUCAGUGACGUUUGCUACUACCUGGAUUCCUACUUUCCAGUUAAUGUAUUUGGGUCUCGCUUCUUGCAAAUUGGGUCCUAAUUUCCCAAGUUGGUUGCAGACUCAAAGUUACUUGAACAGCCUAGAUAUUUCUGAUGCUGAGGUUGAUGACUAUGUACCAGAUUGGUUUUGGAACAAGUUACAAUCUAUCAGUAUGAUGAAUAUUUCUUAUAACAGUCUUAAAGGUACCAUCCCCAAUUUACCAAUCAAGUUUAUUCAUGACACGUUUAUAGUUCUUAAGUCAAAUGAACUUGAAGGUGGAAUUCCUGCUUUCCUAUCACAAGCUUACACAUUGGAUCUUUCUGAAAAUAAAAUUUCAGAUUUAAACACAUUCUUGUGUAGAAGGAAUGCAACCCCAAACAUGCACAUUUUGAAUUUGUCAAAUAAUCAAAUAAUGGGACAGUUGAGCGACUGUUGGGAUCAUUUGAAUUCACUGCAAUUUCUUGAUCUAAGCAAUAACAAUUUGUCAGGGAAGAUUCCACAAUCCAUGGGCACUCUUGUUAAUUUAAGAGCCUUGAUCUUACGGAACAACAAUUUAGCAGAACUACCAUCCACACUGAAGAACUGCACCUAUUUAGAUAUAUUAGACUUGAGUGAAAACAUGUUUUCUUAUCCUAUUCCCUCAUGGAUUGGAGAAAGUCUACAACAAUUGCGAAUCUUGAGUUUGCGAGUAAAUCACUUCUUUGGAAGUGUUCCAUUUCAUCUCUGUUAUUUGAGACAAAUUCACCUCUUGGAUCUUUCAAGGAAUAACUUGUCAGGAGGAAUUCCAACGUGUUUGAGGAAUUUUACAGCAAUGAAGAAAAGGGAAGUAAUAAGUGAAAGAUUAUAUAACGGCUAUGCACUGUAUGACUCCAAUGUGUUAUUGAUGUGGAAAGGUCAGGAGCAUGUGUAUUGGAAUCCAGAGAAUCUUCUAAGGAGCAUUGAUCUCUCAAGUAAUAUUUUAACAGGUGAAAUACCAGAAGAGUUUGGAUAUUUACUCGGAUUAGUGUCUUUGAAUUUAUCAAGAAACAACUUAGUUGGAGAAAUUCCCUCUGAUAUCGGAAAUUUAAACUUACUAGAAUUUCUUGACUUGUCAAGAAAUAUUUUAUCUGGAAAAAUUCCUUCUGCUCUUUCCAAAAUUGAUCGUUUAGCUGUCCUAGACUUGUCAAACAACUUUCUGAUGGGAAGAAUCCCUUGGGGAAGACAGUUGCAAACCUUUGAUGCCUCUAGUUUUGAAGGAAAUGUUGAUCUUUGUGGUGAACAGCUUAAUAAAACUUGUCUUGGAGACAAGACAACAACAAAGCCUCAAGGAGUUGCAAUUUAUGAAGAUGGCAACUCACUUUUCUAUGGAGCAUUGUAUAAGAGCAUGGGUUUAGGAUUCGUCACAGGUGUUUGGGGCUUAAUGGGGUCAAUACUAAUUUGGCAACCAUGGAGAUCUGCUUACCUCAGGUUUCUGAACAAAGUGACAGACUAUAUACUUGUAAUGUUGAAGUGAGCCUAAAGAAGUAACACAGGUAGCUCAAGGACUAGCAGUUAUGGCGUAUUACAUUCAAAAUUCUAACCUAGGAUGGAUGGCUGGAAGUGUGAGAUAUAGUAUUGAAGUUUGCAAUGUAAAACAUGACAAAAGAUAUCAUAUUUUGAAUGAGCUACAAAAUCACUGUUUGAACAAACUUGUUAAAGUUAUUGUCUGUAAUGCAUUUGUAAUUGUACUUUAUUUCAUGCGCCUAGACUAUUGAUAUCUAAAAUGUGAAGGUUUUGAUGAUGAGACACUUAAAAUAAUGUUAGCUAAUCUUUUGUUAAGAGAAACAAAACUCAUUUCGGUAAUCUCCAUGUUUCAGAAGAAUUAGAUAUCAAGAAGAGAUUUUAUUGGGUGCAGCACAAAAAGGUUCACCAUUUAUCGCUGCAUUAAUAUGUGUCUUCCAGAUUAAAAACAACAACGACCUAUCAAAGUAUUCAUAGCAUUACAUUUGUAGACAAAACUCAAAACCCACUAGUGAAAGACCAAAAGAGCUAAAAGAGUGAUAAGAGUAGGAGCCUCAAAACUCCUAAAAGAAAUCUAAGAGUUAAAACUGUAUCCAGCCUAAGAAUCAGCAACCUGUUUUGUUUCUGCAAGAACAUGGCACCACUGAAGCAUACCAUCAACCAAAAUGUAUUUUUGAAUUUGAGAACAGCAUUAUGCAGAGGAGGAAAACUAUUAUAACAAUUAUUAUUGCAACAACUUUAUGUGUAACCAUUAACAAAUCUCAAGCAAAAGGGCAACUACGACAACAUUCAAGAAUCUACAGUUGUAUAAGGCACCUAAGUAGCCCAAUUUCCAUAACAAAUACUUUCUACUGAAACAUUCUACAAGAAGUAACUCAUUGAAAACUCAAAACACAAAUCCGAACAUAAAUUAAACAAUAAAGAACAAAAA